UGUUGAACUCCGUAUCCGGUUUUUAGAGUUAUCUUUCUCAAAUUAUGGCGGGAAUGUAAAACUCAAUUAAGAGACGAAGCCAAACAAUUAUCACCAAGGUGUCCUGUCUCCCUAUCAAGUUAUCUAACUGUAACAACAGUGGUGUAACGGACAUUUAGGUUAAAGUCAUCAUGGUUAUGCAUGUUGAACUUCAAGCCACUUGCAGUGCUUUAGGAUAUUUAGAAGGAAAGAAAUAUAUCAAGGAACCAGACUGUCUUGAAACUGUAAAAGAUUUAAUUCGAUUUUUGAAAAGAGAAGAUGAAACUUGUGACAUCAGACGUCAGCUGGGACAUGCAGGAAUUUUACAGAAUGAUUUGCUUCAGCUUAUUAAAAAUUAUAAAAAUGACGCAGCUCUGUUUGAUGCAGUUCUUAGAUUAUUGGUUAAUCUAACACAACCAGCUUAUUUAUGUUUUAACAACCACAUACCAGAAGAUAAAACUCUUCGUAAUUAUUACAUUGAGAUUGAAAACCAUUUAUAUAAUUAUAAAGAGGCAUUUGUUGAUGAAGUGUUAUUCGCUGUUUUAACAGAAAAAAUUGGAGACAUUUUAAAAUUGGACUGGGAACAAAGACAAGAAGAAGAUAAAUUAACACUAGAACGAAUGUUGAUAGUUUUGAGAAAUGUUCUACACAUCGCUCCCGAUCCUUCAAUGGAAAAAAGAACAGAUGAUGAUGCAAGCCUACACGAUCAAAUAAUAUGGGUUUUUCACGUGAGUGGUAUGGAAGAUAUGUUAUUAUAUAUAGCUAGUGCUGAUGAUGAAAGACAACUGUGUAUGCAUUUAUUAGAAAUAAUUUCACUUAUGUUCAGAGAACAAAAACCAGAGGUUUUAGCUAAUGCCGGUGUAAAAAAGUCACAGUCGGAAAAGGAGCGCGAAGAAAGAGAAUUAGAGUCGAUAAGAGAACAAGAAAGAGCCAAUAAAAGAGCUGAAUUUUUAAAACAAAGUACAAGACAUUCGAGGUUUGGUGGGACAUAUGUAGUUAAGAAUUUUAAAUCGAUCAGCGAUCGUGAAAUGAUCUAUCAUAAGGCACGUGGUGAUGUCGAUAAUAUAACAUUAAAUGAUAAAAAACGUAACACCAGAGUUUCUAAAAAUAGACAACCAAUAAAAGAUACAGAAUUUACUAGACGUUCAACUCUUAGUAUUCGUCUCAGCUUGAAGGAAUUCUGUGUUCAGUUUUUGGAGAAUUGUUACAACCCAUUGAUGUUUGCUGUUAAGGAUAAUUUGUUACGAGAAAAAACACAAGAACACGAUGAAACGUAUUAUAUGUGGUCAGUUCGUUUUUUUAUGGAAUUCUGCAGAUUUCACAGUAAAAGAGUGGACUUGAUCAGUGAAACCAUGUCUACGAACACCUACCAUUAUAUUUAUACAAAUCUGAUUAAUUAUUACGAAAUGAUGUUAACAGAGAAAAAAGAAGCUAAAGUUUGGGGUAGAAGAGCCCAUCUGGCGUUAAAAGCUUACCAAGAGCUGAUGUUAACACUGGAUUCUAUGGACAGAUCUGGGAAUUCACAUUUCAUCGAAAGUGCAAAGGUCAUUAAAAGUAAUGUGUUUUAUUUGACGGAGUAUAGAGAUAUAUUUGUUACGUUAUUGAGGAAGUUUAAUGAAAGCCAGAUGUCCAGAACAUAUUUGAAAGAUCUUGUGGAAAGUACGCAUCUUUUUCUCAAGAUGUUAGAAACUUGGAGUAAAAAGGGUUCCGUGGUUGUCCAGAAAAAGAAAAAGCAUAAAUCUAAAAAGCCGAAAGAAAAGCCUGGAUCUGCUGCUAGCGGACCAAGUGAACAGGAAUUGGAAGAUAUGUGGGACGAAAUAUCUGGCGAGUUAUCAGAGAUUGUACAAAAUAGAAAAGAAAUACCGACAGAUAUAACACCAUUCGAUGCUGCUUCGGAAGUAGAUGUUGAUCAACAACGAGCGGAAACUAUGAUACGUAUACAAGAUACUUUGAGAGAGAAGAAGAUGGGGGAAGCUGUAGCAUUGUUUCGAGCAGCUAGAGAAGUCUGGCCAGAGAGAGAUGAGUUCGGAGCAGUAGAUGUAUCACCAGAAGAUGAAUUUAUGCUGGUUCGAGAAAUCUUUUUAGCACCUUUACCAAGACAGACAGUUGAAAGUGAAAACAAUAUAUUUGAAGAGGAUGAAACUUUCAAUGAAGUUGAAGAGGAGGAAAUGGAAUUUACUGAAAAAUCCGAGCAACAGUUUAACUUCCAACAAUACAUGAAUACGUUUGCUAAAUCAGCCAUAUUAAAAAGUUACGGUUUAUUACUAGCGGAUUAUAAAACUAAUACGACUCAUACUAAUCACUGUAUUAUCAAAAUGUUUCAUAGAGUAUCAGUCGAUCUUGGUUGUGUUGGUAUGUUGUUUCAAGCAUCUAUAUUCAGGACAUUUCAACAAUUGAUGUUUGGACCAUGUGUAAAAUUACCCAGAUAUAAGGAAAUGGUGAAAUUUGGAACAUAUCUUGUUGAACAUUUUGUUAAAGCUGCACAAGACAAUCCUAAAAUAUUCAUGGAGUUAUUGUUUUGGAAGAGUAGUUCAGAAGCCAUGGAUAUAACUCACGGUUAUGGUUAUACGGCCAACAAUAGAACUAAAGUUUUGUGGACUGAGGAACAAGAGCAGGAAGUUGGUCGUUUGUAUGAAGAAUCUGCGGCUAAUAUAGAAGAUAAUGAAAAAGAUAUUGCCGAUCGUAUUAUGGAAAGACUGACUGACCCGACUAAAACAAGGAAUCAACUGAUACGACAGUUAAAGCGCCAAGGUCUAAUUGAUAGUGCUGCAGAAUUAAGAAGUAAGAAGACUGGUGUCAAUGUAUGGAGGGAAGAACAUGAAUUAGAACUUAAAACAUUAUUUGAAAGAUAUAAAGAUUCGGACGAUCCAUUGGGAAAUAUUGCGUCUAGUAUGUACAGAUCUAAAAAUAAAGUGGCAAAUAAGUUAAUAGAACUUGGCCUAAUUAAUGAUCGUAAAGACAUUGAUAAAAAACGUACAAAAAAGAAUAAAAGUCACGUUGUGUGGAGGGAAGAAGAAGAAUUCGAACUGAGAAAUCUGUUUGAGGAGUACCAAGAUGGUGGAAAUACCUUACAUAAUAUUAUGUCCCGUAUCAGUGGUAAAUCAAAAUCUAAUGUCAUAGAUAAAUUAUUAGAACUUGAACUUAUUAAGGAUCGUAGUGAGGUGGAUAAAAGGAAACCCACUAAAAAGAAGAAAACGAAUAAAGAUAUCUGGGGUGCAGAACAGGAGGAUGAAGUAUUACCUGAUUUUUCCAGUAGUGAUGAAGAAACACGAGCUAGACGAUUAGAUUCUACGAGAAACAUGUUAGAGAAUAUUAAUAGUAACGAUGAGAAGACUAGUGAUAGCGAGUCGAGUAGUUCUGAUGAUAGCGAUAUGGACGACAAUGGUGUUGAUAUGGCGUCGGGCUCUGAAGGUAGUACCAAUAUGCAUAAAGAUGAAACAAUCAGAAGAACGGCUUAUACUCAAGGUUUAAACUUGACGGAAGUUAUCAAGGAUAUUGUUUCUAGUGGUUAUAAAGAACAGAUAACAUGGAUACAGCGGGCUUUACAGAAAACGGCCAAUAACAGAGAAAAAAACAAUAGUGGUGUUUCUAUACCAAUUGUACCUCUAACAGAAGAUAACGAAACAGCUAUGGAAGAUGAAAAGUUUUUAGAUUUCAUGAAAAUGAUUGGCAUCUCUCCACCUGCUAAUGAACAGGAAGCGUUUUGGAGAAUAUCAGGUGAAUUGAGUGUAAGUGAAUUAAGGAAUAUUAUAGACGGUUUAACGUUAAAUGAUCAAGAUGAACCCAUAAAUGCUGAUAAAAUACAAGUUAAGCAGAUUUCGUCAAUGAAGAAGAAAAAGCAGGCCAAGGAGAAAAAGGAAGUGAGAAAAAACAAAAAAGAUGCUGAAAAGGAAAAAAAAGAAAAUAAUAAACAAGCAGAAAGAAAAAAAAUAAUGAUGUCGAAACUAGAAGCGUUAAAAGCUUUAAAAGAAUCUCGAAAAAGAAAGAGAACUGAUGAGAAUAAUGAAAGUAGUAGUGAUGAAGAAAUCGAAAAUAAGUUUAAUAAACCCAAGUCAAGAAUAAGUCCUAAAGGAACUAAGAAGACCCGUAAAAUACAGAGAGUAAUGGACUUGGAUAGUGAAAGUGAUGACGCCAGCGAGAAAGAUAGAUCUCCAGUAAAACAAGUACAGAUGGAAUCUGAUGGGAAUAGUAGUUCUGAUGAGCCUUUAACUAAAUCUACGAAGUCCCAGUCUUUUCCUGCCACCAUGUUAAGUCAAGUAGUAGAUUCCGAUUCUGAUGUAGAUGAUCAUAUUCCUCUGCGUAAAGUAUUAAAGAAGAACAUUAUCUCGAGUGAUGAGGAUUAAUGACUGGAUUAUAAAUAGGUUUAUCGUCAUUGUGUAAAAUAUUAUAUAAUAUAUCGUAUUCAAAAUCAUCAAAAAACAUCAAAACAAAACAAAAAAAUAAUUAAAACUCAACUAUAAUGAUCAAAAAACAAAAAAAAUAAAACUCAUCUAUAAUCAUCAAAAAACAACAACAAAAAAAAUAAAUUAAAAAAAAAAGAUCACUGCGUUAGUUUUAUUCGUUUUAUUGAAUUUUGUGAUGUAAUUUAUUGGUAAAAAUACAACCACGGCGAUACAGAAAGAAAAACGUGAUUGCAUAGUUGACUACCCGAAAGGCAGUCUUUCGCGUUUAUAAAAUUGUGCGUGAGCCAUAAAAAGAUCCUGCCAAUUUCAAAAAUGAGAAAAAACUCCCCCAAAAAACUCUUCUUAAUUAUAUUGCAAGAGUAAUUCUACAUUUUCUUGAAUUAAGGAAGGCCAAAUUGUAUUCAUGCUUUAGUCUUGUUUAAUAUUUGGUGAAUAUGGUAGCGUCAGAAUUAUCAUCAUGGAAACAGAUAACUCGAAAGUAUGUAGUUUAAAAAAAAACAAAAACUGAAAGUAGUUUAUUAAUCUCAAUAUUUAGAAGAGCGAUUUAGCCAAUUUGCAGGAAUCUUUCAUGACCCCCGCGAAGGAAAGUCGAGGUGUGCCCAGAGGAGCAGGAGCUAAAGGUCAACUUAAAUGAGAAGGACUGGAAAGGUAGAAUAAGCGCCAACAAUUAUAAAUGGUUUGUUCCUUGGAUGAAAGAGAAAGAGUAUGAGUAAAAUCAGUUCCCGUCGCUAAGUCUACAUGACAUACUUUGCGAACCUACAAGUACCAAAAAAAAAGGCACGAAACAAGUUGUUAAAAAAAAAACAAAAAGAAAAAAGAAAAAAAGCAAAGAAAGAGACACUUAAUGUAUGCGAAGGCUUUAAUGGUGGGACGUUCAUCCCAUAAUUAUGCGAGGAAGCAACAUGUACCAAGCUGGGGCAUUGGUACAUGUAUAUGCUGCAACCAACACAUCAACCCUUUAUGACCUGUCAGCUACAUUUCUGAGGCCGAAAAACAAACUUAUACACUGGAUAGAAUGUGACAGUUUUGGGCAGUGGCUGCAUGUUAAAUGUGCUGGUAUCCAAAUUUAAAGAUGUGCAGGUCCAAUUUUACUGCAGUGAAUGUCAAUAAUUGAAUCAUUGCGGGGGAUUUUUUAAAUGGGUAUGGUGGCCGUAUGGUUAGCACGUGCGUGCUGUAUCAUCGUCACGAAUCUGAAAUAUUAAGUAUUGAGAAUUAUGUGUUUGAAAUUUGCGUUCUGUUGUUAUUUCUGUAGACAUCAAAUAAUAACAUUCAUUUGUGAUUUAAUAUUUCAUACAUAUACAUCACCGAACGUCAAUUACAAUUUACAUCAAUGUUAUUAUUUGAUGGACAUAGAGAUAACAACAAAACACAAAUUUCAAACGCAUAAUUCUCAAUGCGUCAUAAGGUCUGUCAUUGAGUCAACUGGCAUGGUUUCUAAGGAUUUUCUAUUAAUAACUUAAGGAGUUGUUACUCUUAAUCAGAUUUUAGUGUAUUAUACAUGCUUCAGCACCAAGAAAAGGUGGGUGUAUGUAUUGUUGCCUGGCAACCUAUCUUUUUAGCUUGUUCUAUCCAGCUCUCGCAAAAUGUGAGCGUAUAGCAACCGCUUGAUCAAUACUGUGUUUUUGUACAUUGAUUGAUAUGUAUUUAAAUUAGUGAAUUGUUAAUCAGGGAUUAUUUGUUAUAUAGGAUUAUUUUUACAAGGGGAUUAUUUUUGAAAAGUUCUUUGCCUGGCAAACUAUCUGUAAUAAGGAUAAAUAAAGAAUUCUUGAAGGGAAAUGCAGACCUGCCAACCUAAAA
Molecule: messenger RNA, 6218 nt
Organism: Patella vulgata (common limpet)
Lineage: Eukaryota; Metazoa; Mollusca; Gastropoda; Patellidae
Product: protein timeless homolog
Exons: 5
Coding region: 171-4361 (1396 amino acids)
Biological process (GO): DNA replication checkpoint signaling; DNA repair; replication fork arrest
Cellular component (GO): replication fork protection complex
Molecular function (GO): DNA binding
Source: RefSeq, a predicted model, not a curated record